UUCUAGUCUUGUUCUUGAAUUAAAAGUAUAUAUAUAUGUAUAUACAAUAAAUAAAUAUGUAAUAUUAAUACUCACAUGUCAAAAAUUAUUUUGUCACCAUUUAAUAUCUGAAAUUUUAUAAACUAAUCAAUAAAUUAUUUAUAAAAAAUAAUUAAUCGAUUUAAUAACAAUAAAUAAUUAAAUUAUUAUUUUAAAACAAUAAAAUGCCACCGAAAUUUAAGCCGGGAGGAAAAAGAUUUCCACCAAAAGUAACUCCAAAGUCUCAUCCACCUCAAGCAUUUCAUGAUACUCCAGCGUCAACGAGUUCUCCAGGCCUAGAUGACGAAUCUGAAAAUAAAUUUGAACUUGAAUUGUGUUGGUGUAUACAGCAGUUAGAAUUAGGAAUCCAAAGUGGAAAAUUAAAAGAUAAACAACUUAAAGACACUAUAAAAAAUUUAAAUUCAUUAAAAAGCAAUAGUGUAGCUCUAGUACAAAAAAGACAAAUAAUGAGAAGUACUUUUGGGGAUUAUCGCUCAAAAAUGAUUGAAGAAGAGAAAAAACUUGGAAAAUCUGUAACUCAAGUUAAAUUUUCAUCUGUAAAAGCUGAAAAAAACAAGUCUGUCUUCUUAAGAAAGUCUCAUUGUUCUAACAAUGAACAACCAUCAACGUCAACCAAUCAAACUAAUGGAGAACAAAUAAACGGAUCCAGUCAAAGUCUUUCGUCUCUAUUCCGUAAAAAACCAACAAAUGAAACUUUUGCAUUUAAUUUUAAUAAUUCCGAUACUUAGAAAAUAAAAUUUAUCAGUUUUCAUAUUCAUAAAUUGUCUAUAUUU
Molecule: messenger RNA, 812 nt
Organism: Microplitis demolitor
Lineage: Eukaryota; Metazoa; Arthropoda; Insecta; Hymenoptera; Braconidae
Product: UPF0488 protein CG14286
Exons: 2
Coding region: 204-767 (187 amino acids)
Source: RefSeq, a predicted model, not a curated record